AUUUAAAACCCUAUAUAUCUUCAUAAUUAGCAUAGAAAAACACACACAAUUGAAAACCAAAAGUGCAAAAGAAGAACUGCAAACUUGUAAGCCAUAAUCAUCAGAGAAAAUGGCCACGGCAGGUCUUGGACUCGAAAUCACGGAGCUGAGGUUGGGUCUCCCUGGGGAUGCUGGAAUUGACAAAAGUGAGAAGAAAAGGGUUUUCUCAGAGAUUUCAGAGGAGGAUGAAAAUGGGAAGAUCAAUGGGCAGAAAAUGCAAAGCAAGAGUCAAGUUGUGGGGUGGCCACCGGUAUGUUCGUAUAGAAAGAAGAACAAUUUCAACAACAAAGAUGGGUCUAAAACAUCAAAAAUGUACGUGAAAGUUAGCAUGGAUGGAGCUCCUUUUCUUCGCAAAUUUGAUUUAGGCAUGCUCAAAGGUUACUCUGAUCUUGCUUCGGCAUUGGAGAAGCUCUUUGGGGAGGCGUUACGGGAUGCAGACAGCUGUGAAUUCGUUCCCAUAUAUGAAGACAAAGAUGGAGACUGGAUGCUAGCAGGAGACGUUCCCUGGGAGUUGUUUAUUGAAUCAUGCAAAAGGCUGAGGAUCAUGAAAAAAGCAGAUGUCAAGGGUUUUGAAGUGAUGAGAUCAAGGGAAGCUCUCAAUGGAACUUUAAAGGAGUGACUAGAAAAGCACAUGAAUGCAUGCCGUAUUGAAGAAUUACUUGACUGAAAGCUUCUUUGAUCCUAUACUUUGUUAAAUGUUAAUUAUGGAUUAUUGAUGUUAAGACGUAAUUUGUUAUAAUGUAAUUGGGAUAGGACCCCUAAUAAUAGAUAAGAAUCCUAAUUUGCUUCCUCAUCAUGAACUUGAAGUUGUUAUUUGUUAUUUGGUG
This is a messenger RNA of Durio zibethinus, 866 nucleotides long. RefSeq names its product auxin-induced protein AUX22-like. Lineage: Eukaryota; Viridiplantae; Streptophyta; Magnoliopsida; Malvales; Malvaceae. Gene Ontology annotation, cellular component: nucleus. Gene Ontology annotation, biological process: regulation of DNA-templated transcription. The record is from RefSeq and is a predicted model, not a curated record.